AAAGGAACAAGAAAGUUUUUAAAACUUACAAUAAUAUCAUUUGUUUUAUGAAAAGUUUCAUGAUAUUUAAACUUGUAAGUUUUCAUAAUUUUCUUGAAAAAUUUAUUUAUUUUUUAUUCACUUUAUAUAUAUACAUAUAUAUAUAUAUAUAUAUAUAUAUAUUUUUUUUUUUUUACUUUUACUUUCCACCAUUAAUUUCUAUCUAGCUAUAUAGAAGUUUAGCCCACAUGCCACAAAUCAUUCACAGGCCCAAUUAGUUGUUUUACCUUUAAAGGCCCAUCUAACUUGCAUCUUCAUCUAGGGAUAAUUUCACUUACCUCCCUUGAGGUUAGGCGUAAUUAUAGGCGGUACCCUUAACGUUUCAAAUAUUACACCGACCUCCUUUCAAUGUGGCCGGCGUUAGAUUCUGGUAGAAAUUCAUGUGAAAGUACUAAUGUACCCUCUAUUAUUAUAUUAAUAUAAAAUAUUAUCAAAUUAUUUUAACAAAUGUCCAUUUGUACCCUUGAGCUUAGAUUUAUUUAUUUUUUUUCAUUUUUCCUAUUAAACAGAAACAAAACAACCGAACAAAGCACAGGAAAAAAAAUUACGAAGCAAACCGGGCCACUAGGUCCCUUCUCUCUCUUGUCUCUCUUUCUCUUUCCAACCUCUUUAGCGAAUAACAUGUGGUCCUAGCCGCUGGCCCUCUCUUCGCCAUCCUCAGUUUCCUCUUCUUCCCUUACACCUGGUCCACACCCAGAGGCCCUCAUCACCGUCGAGAUCACCACCGCCUACCCCAGCAACGACGGCUUCAUCUUCUGGGCCUACCGUGCCUUCAUACCCUUUGUCGGCUAUCAUGACGACCUGGAAAUUCCUCUCUGCCUUUCCUCGCCGCGUCCCCAUCAUCUGCAUCGACUACUGUGAGAAAUCUUCCCGUCUUCAGUGAUCCAAGUAGAGACCCAAAUCACGAGUUUCAAUUUAGUAGAAUAAAAUCCUAACCCAAAUCAUUUGCCAUGUAAGCUUCGUCAGCGUUGCUUCAAUUUGGGGGUUCAUUGCGUUCUUCUAUAUGUGGAUGGUUGUGCUUGUCGGUAUACCACAGUCACCGAUUGGUUGUUUAUGGCGUUGCCCUUUGACUUUUUUGGUGGUUAGUUGUUGGUCGGGGCUUUGCCGUUUGCCCUUUGCCAUUUGUUUAUUAGUCACGCUUCACCGUCGUUGUGAUGUUGUUACGCUGCCUGAUCUCACCGUUGUGUAUCACCGGCGGCUUGAACGAUUGGGGCUUUUAGGACUACCGAUAGCUAAAUCAUCCACCAUACAGUUCAUUGUAUUGUAUUGUUGUUUCUUCGCAUUAGCUAUGUUUUAUCUCUUUCUUGUUGUCACAAUUGGGUUUCUUUGUUUCCUAUUUUUUUAUCAGAAACUCCUAUGGCCUUCCCUUUGACAAAAAAGUUUAAUAUGGUUUUCUUGGAAUUCAUUGUUUACUUUUUGGUGUUUGUUAAUAAAUAGACAAACAUAUGGUAUUAGAGAGACCUUGUAUAUAGAAUUUUAGAGAGAAAUUAAAGUUUAGAGAGACUCAUACAGAGGAGAGAGGAGAUGAUAUAGUAGGUUGAUAUAUAUAUAUAUAUAUAUAUAUAUAGACAUAGAAGGUCUUUUUGUCUUUAUAUUGAGGGUAUUCAAGAAUUUUAAAUCAAAAGUGAGGGUGUAAAUGUCUUUGCAACCUUUUUAAGGGUAAAUGUGGUAUUUCACACAGAGAAGAGGCUGACAUCAUCAAAAGACGGCGUUGACUACUAAUGGGAGGGACAGAUUGUUAUGACGGAGCUAACCUGGAGGGAGGUCGGUGUAAUAUUUGAAACGUUAGGGAUACAACCUGUAAUUAGGCCUAACCUCAAGGAAGGUAAGUGAAAUUAUCCCUUUCAUCUAUGUUGAUUAAGAUAAGGAAACCGUAAAUCAUCUUCUCAAAAAACCCUAAGAAGUACGAACCCUAAGAAGCACGACUGAGGAGUUUUCAAAGGAUGGAGACGGGAAUGGUGGUGGAGAAGGAGGAGAAACCACUAGUGCAGGGAAAGAAGAUGAUGAUGGAGGAGGAGGAGGAGGUGGAGGAGAGGAUAGCAGACCAAAAUUUGGAGGAUGGAGUGGUGGAGAAGAAGGAGAAACCACGAAUGCCGGGAAAGAAGAUGGUGGUGGUGAAGAAGGAGAAACCACGAGUGCGGGGAAAGAAGAUGAUGGUGAGGCUGUCGAGGAUAUUCAUGGAUAAAAAGACAUCGUAUAUGGUGUCGGAGGAGGAAUCCCUCCACCGGCAGGAGGAGGAUCUGAGGGAGGUAUUCUUCCAGUAUCUGGAGGAGGGAUUGCAGAGAAGAUUGAAGACGGUGGCGGGAUCAUCAAUUCAGCUCACGUGUGAGCAGAAGCUUGACCUUCAGGGCGGCCAGAUCCGCGAAGCUUCUGUUCAUAUGUUCGACACUUUGAAUGAACGACUGAUUGAGUUGCCGUCGUCAUCUCAUGGUUUUGUUACACCCAAACCUUUCCCUGUAGUUAUGGCUGUUGGAACUCUCCAACUUUAUGUUUAUGGACAAUCUAUGGCAACUUCAUUGAAUGUCCCAGCGCCAACACUUGAGAGCUUUAACAUUGGAGAGUUUGAAUGGGAAUCACAAUUACCUCCACAGUUUGAUUUACCGAGCUGUACCUUUGUUAAUGGUUACGCGGUUGUAAAGAAUUUUCUCCUCAUUUCGGUUGCAGAUUUCAAUAGUAGACAUUCUUGUAAUGAGUUUUUCUACUGGAAUUUCUCCGGUGGUUCUAAUUCCAAAAACAAGUGGGAGAAGAUGAUCUUGUCAAAAGGCCAAAAAAAUAUAUACUAUCCAUUCUCCGGGAAGGCUGAGUUUGUUGAAGAUGUGAUUUAUUCAUACAAUAGAGGCUUGUAUGCAUACCGGGUUGAUUGCUGUUCUGACAAAGAAGGUCUACAGAUAUCUCCUCCUCAGCUAGUUGGACUUCCCAAGUUUGCAGCCCUGCCUGUGGAUUGGUCUGAUUCCAUCCAUUUCUCGUUCAGCAGUGCAUAUAUGGGGAUUGGGAAGAGAUUCUGUAUCAUCAGGACUGGGGACUCGGGUUGUAUUGGUGAUCAACAAUUCAUGGCCGUAUCUGUAGUUGAAGUUUCUGAAGAUAUGCAGUGUCUAACAACCCUCUCUUCGACAAUCUGCCCACUCGACAUCGGUGGCCUCGGCAGUGACUUGAUCCUCGAUUCUUGCUUUGUCAAAUUUUUCGGUGGUUUGUUUUCAGAGGCAGAGAUUGGGAGCAAGAUCCCUUUGAACUUUGAAGGAUGGGAUCAGAAGGAAGAUCCCUUUGAAGGAUGGGAUCUGAAGGAAGAUCCCUUGGGAGGUUGGGUGAAUGGAUAAAUAUAAAUCAUAAGGACCCAACAUUGGACAAUUCAUAUCUUUAUUUACUCACCAUGCACUCAAGAGAGAAAACUUCAAUGAACAUCCAAAUCUGAAAGGAAUUGGUGAAGAAAUAGUGAAAAAAUGUAAAGGCUUGCCUUUGGCAGCAAAAACACUAGGAGGCCUCUUGCGCAACAAACCACGACAAAGGGAGUGGGAGAAUAUACUGAAUAGCAAGAUGUGGGAUUUACCUGACGUGGCU
Molecule: messenger RNA, 3594 nt
Organism: Cornus florida
Lineage: Eukaryota; Viridiplantae; Streptophyta; Magnoliopsida; Cornales; Cornaceae
Exons: 3
Coding region: 1983-3353 (456 amino acids)
Source: RefSeq, a predicted model, not a curated record